AUGCUUCUUCUCCACCAGGUCGGCAGCCUAAAGACAGGCGAAGUCAUCCGCUACACUAUCACAUACAUUCCAUCGCAGGACCGCAUCCUACCGUCCCCCGAGAAGCUCUACCUCCGCGUGCGCAACACUUCGGCCAUCGCUCUCCGCGCCGCUUUCGUACACGGACCGUAUACCCUCUGCGCCGCUGCUUACCCCGCUGGCUUCAACCCCAAUGAGAAAUUCGAAUAUCCUGAACGUUAUGGCGUCCCAGAGUUUGAGCCCAUGGUCAAGGCGGGUGGUUCUUGGGAGUGUGAACUUGUGGUACCCGUUACUAUCCGACAGAGUGCUGGACUAGGAAGUCAUGGUGGUUUUGGAAAAGGGCCGUCCCAUGACCAUGAAAGCGCUAGCUGGAUUGUUGAGAUUUCUUCGCAGAUCCUCUUCUCUACAUCGGCUGCUGUCGGCUUCGAGGUUGUUCUGGCUCGUGACAAAAAGUCUUUGAGCCUGACCAACGCAAGCCAAGUGAUUAAUGGACAGACUCAAGUUUCGCAGCCUGGAAAAAUUAGUGACCAUCAGCAGGGCGUGGGAGCCAAAGAUGGGCACCAUCCCGCGCAGCCUCGAGGUGUAUUUUCUCGCGCGUUACAAGUCAAGGUUGAAGAUACUGCAGCAUUAUGGAACACGCCCAGACUCCCGGGCUGGGAUGAUAAAGGCAAUCCUGAAAAGCGUCACGGUCCAGAUCAGCACGUAGAGAGCGUAUCCAAAACGAGUGAUCCUGAAGUCGAAGAGGAUGACACUUCAAAACCACAAAAUCCAAAAAAGAAGAAAAAGGUUCAUGUUGUGAUUUUAACGCAUGGCCUCCACAGCAACCUUGGCGCAGAUAUGCUUUUCAUGAAGGAGAGCAUUGAUGCAGCUGUCAAGCAAGCCAAGAUCGAUGCCAAGGCACGGCGGGCCCGAGAGCGAGCCGAGAGGGAACAAUCAGAAAACGGUCUUGCCAAAUCAGAUACUUAUAACACCAAGGAUCAGGACAAGGUUGAAGGUGAAGACGAUGAAUCAGAUGAUGAUGAAGAAGUUAUUGUGCGGGGUUAUUCGGGCAACUCGACAAAGACGGAGCGUGGGAUUAAGUAUCUCGGAAAGCGACUCGCUAGAUACGUGUUGUCCAUGACAUACCCAGAUCAGCCAUUUCUGCCAACAGGAAAGGGAAUGGCCGAAGCUGUGUCCCAUACGUUCGACAAACAUGAUCUUCAGCAAAAGGCAGCACAUGCUCACAGUUCCAUUCAUCUUGGAAAGGACGGUGCACAUUUGCGCAAGGCAGAUCGACCAUACCAGAUCACAAGUAUAAGUUUCAUUGCUCAUUCUCUUGGUGGGCUGGUACAAACUUAUGCUAUUGCGUAUAUACAGAAGCAUUCGCCACAGUUCUUUGAUCUCAUCAAGCCUGUCAACUUUGUUGCUUUGGCUACACCUUUUCUAGGACUCAGUAACGAGAAUCCCCUAUACGUCAAGUUUGCUCUGGACUCUGGCCUCGUCGGCAGGACAGGUAAAGACCUCGGUUUGACAUGGAGAGCGCCAACAAUUGCAAGGAGUGGUUGGGGUGCUAUUGUAGGAAACUUGGGUGAAACGGCACAUAAGAAGGUCUACGGCGACUCACAACCCGAAUCAAAACCGCUCUUGAGGAUUCUACCAACAGGACCUGCACAUACAGCACUGAAAAAGUUCCGCAACCGAACUGUGUACUCCAAUGUGGUCAAUGAUGGUAUUGUUCCACUCCGCACAAGUUGUCUUCUAUUCUUGGACUGGCAAGGACUCGGACGUGUCGAGAAAGCUCGACGAGAUGCCGGUUUGGUCGAAACUGUUGUUGGUUUUGGAUGGGCCGAGUUGACAGGCUCUAGCCAGGGUAAUUCCCGACAAAGACAGCUCAUGACAGGAGAGCGUUCCGUCGGCCAAUCUGGUACCUCAUCACCUCAAAACGUUCACGAAAACAUGCGCGAGGUUCCACAGCCGCCCAGCACGGCAAUGAUAGAUGACGACCGGACGAGCUUGCGUUCCGUGGCAACUCCAUAUGGUGAUGAGGUGCCGUCCGACUCGGCUGAUUCAACUAACAGCGGGCCAUUGGCAGGGUUCUUCAACCUUUUCAAGAGUAACGAGCCACCCAAGCCUCAAAAUGUGUCACAGAAGCAAAAGAGAAUAUUUUCCAAUAGCCAAACUCUGAAAGAUGCCCCCGAUGGCCAAGGAGACGACGUCAGUGAAGCAGCUUCCACUAAGCAAUCGAAGGCCACAACUGGUCAUGAAGGCGAAGAUGAGAUGACAGCUCCGCCAAGGACCACUGUCUUUGAAUCAGCCAGUGACCUUCUCAACCCCAAAAUGCCCGACGUUGACUAUCUCGUUGAUCCAUCUAAACGACCACGAACUAUCUUCCAUGACCGUGUCUAUCAUCCAGCGGACAUACCAGGACCGCCGCUGAAGAAGCGCCCCUCAACACUGGUUAGAAGGAAGACUGGUCAACGACAGAACUCGAUAGGGCAGGCUUCAACAAGCAGUACAGGCUCUAAUCCUUACCCCUCUAUAAAUCAUGAGGACAGCUCGCUGUCGGCGAAAGAUUACGAUGAUACAGCAAAUACGAAUCCGGACAAGGAUAUUCACGAAAUGAUCGACACGUCCAACAUGCGUGUGGAAGAGAAGAUUGCAAGAGCAUAUCAUAAAGACCUGUCCUGGAGGAAAGUGCUCGUCAAGGUUGAGCCGGAUGCCCACAACAACGUGUUAGUCCGACGCAUGUUUGCCAAUGCUUAUGGAUGGCCCGUAGUCAAGCAUCUAGUCGAUACUCACUUCAGCGACUCGGCAGCCGCCCGCCUUCGCAAUGAAGACGAGGACAACCGAGAGCGAGCCCGCAACAUGAAUGAGCCACCAGACGCGCAUGGUGCGGAGCUCAAAAAGAGCCGAGAUGAUCUCGCGGGCAUGACCAGGACAGACAGCGAGUCACGGGAGGCCCUUGAUAAGGUAUCAGAUCUACCCAAGGCGGGACAGUCAAAGCGAAACAGCGAUGCCUCGACGGACCAACGCCCGAGGGCAGAGAGAGCGGAUUCCGUGUCGUGGAGUGAUCGGGACUGGCAUGAUAGUGACAAUGACAGUGAUCUAGACUUUGGUGGAGAAGCACCGGGCCCAACGUCGCCGUCGGCAUUGGGUCAGCAGGACAAGGGCAAAGAGGCGCAGGGGUCAUCGGCCGGGUGGAACUGGACGGAGAAGAUUGUGGGCAAGGGAGCAUCACGGACGAAGAGUCCCGUGCAUGGAGGCGGGGAGGAGCUAAAGACGAAUAGGUCUGAGCAUUAA
Molecule: messenger RNA, 3297 nt
Organism: Fusarium venenatum
Lineage: Eukaryota; Fungi; Ascomycota; Sordariomycetes; Hypocreales; Nectriaceae
Source: RefSeq, a predicted model, not a curated record